AUGGACGUUCAUCUUCUCGUCUACGAUUUAUCAGGAGGGCUUGCAAAACAACUAUCUAUGAAUCUGCUCGGAUUCCAGCUUGAUGCCAUCUAUCACACGUCAAUCGAACUAGACAACGUCGAGUAUGUCUACGAUGGCGGCAUCAACACGAUUCAUCCCGGAAGCUCGCAUCUUGGCCAACCCCUUGAAAGACUGCACCUAGGGAAAACCCAACUCCCGUUAGAAAUCAUCGUGGAAUAUGUUGACUCGCUCAGGGACAUAUUCACGGCAGAGGCCUACGAUCUGUUUCGACACAAUUGUAACAACUUCUCCAAUGAUCUUGCCACAUUUCUGCUAGGCCAUGGCAUUCCGGAACACAUCAGAAGUAUGCCACAAGCAGUACUCGAUUCUCCAUUCGGAAGAAUGAUGCAGCCCCAGUUAACGCAGAUGGUCCAAGCCAAGAAGGCUCAGCAGGGCGGUCUUCUCGGCAUCCAGAGUGAUCUACGCAGCAACCCCAAUGCAGCAGCAUCUGGAAACCAUUUGACGGUGCAGACGAAUGGACAUGUUGCACCUGGGACUGUGAAAGUUGCACAUAACCUUCAAGAACUAGACGCGCUACUUGAAGGUGCCAAAAAGUCUUGCGCCAUCAUCUUCUUCACAAUGGCGUCUUGCGGGCCCUGCAAAAUGCUAUACCCAUCAUACGAUCAAUUGGCUGCGGAACCUGACGGAAAGGCCACGCUGAUCAAAGUCGACAUAUCCGAGGCUUUCGACGUGGGCCAGCGUUAUGGCGUCCGAGCAACCCCAACUUUCGUGACUUUCUUGCAUGGUAAGGAGCAAGAACGCUGGACAGGAGCGGACGGAGCCCGUUUAAGGAGCACCGCGAAUAUGCUUGUCCAGUUGGCUUUCCCAGUUCAUCUACAUCAAUCCCUAAACCUGCCACACUUUGCGAGCCCGGAGGUCAAACCGGUACUUUAUGCCAAGGUUCCUCCGCUUGAUAAGUUGAUUUCCAAAAUGGGUGGUACGGCGGCUGGCGAUCCCGCGGUACAAGAAAUCAAACACUUUAUUGAGAUCAGGGCGAAGGCGGGUCCAGCACAAGCGACGCUUCCAGACUUGGAACGCUUCUCUGAAUUCCUACGAAGUGCUGUGAAAGACUUACCUGUGGAGGUCAUGUUCACAGUCGUUGAUCUCUUCCGGUGCGCCCUUGUGGACGCAAGAUUCAGCGGAUAUUUCGCGGAAGAAGCUGGUCAUAAAACAGUCGUUACUGUGCUUGAUUACGUCAAUGGUCAGGCACAAUGUCCAUAUGCGCUGCGUCUGGUCACACUGCAGAUGACUUGCAACCUGUUCUCUAGUCCACUUUAUCCGCAUCAGGUUUUGGCACAACCUCAACUGAGAAACCCGAUUACGCAGUUCUUGUCCACGAGUUUCUUAGAUUAUUGUCACCACAAUGUCCGGGUUGCUGCUUCAUCCUUGUUAUACAACAUCGCAUCCUCAAAUAGCAGUAAGAGGAGGGAGGCAUCUGGAGAGAUUCUCCCUGAAGCCGACCAGGUUGAGCUUGCGGCAUCGGUUCUAGAAGCGAUAUCGCAGGAAGAAUCAUCAAAAGAGGCGCUACAUGGCAUGCUGUUGGCAUUGGGUUACCUGGCUUACAGCGUGCCAUUGGAGAGUGAAUUGGUCGAUCUGCUGAAAACCAUGGAUGCGCAGGGCACCAUUCUGGCGAAGAAGAAACAGUUUCCAGAGGAAGAGCUGGUUGACGAGAUUGUCGCCUCCAGCCGCCGAAAGAAGCCGAUGUAUGGCCCAUACGGCACACUCCACACCCCACGCUUUCGAGACAUCAUCGACGCCAUCUGUGAAACACUGACUGCGAUCAACGAGCUGCCGAUGGAGACGCUACAUUCAGACACGAUGAGGACGGUGCGUUCGUCUGCGUCGACGCCAUCGCUGCGUUCGCGUGAUGGCACUGUACCGUCGCACAUGACGAAGAUGGACGGAGGCAAUGUGAGGGUCGUGGUGCGUGUGCGAGCUUUCUUGCCUAGAGAGAUCCAGCGCGGCGCAGAGUGCCUCAUCAGCAUGGACCCCGUAACGCAGUUGACAACGCUACAUGUCCCCAACGACUCGGACCCCGCGAAUUCGCGGGCAACGACGCGCAAGGUUCUUGACGAGAAGUCGUUCACGUUUGACAACUCGUUCUGGAGUCACGACAUCGAGGAUAAGCACUAUGCGCAUCAGGAAGACGUGUACAACAGCCUGGGCGAGGAGUUUUUGGACCACAACUUCGAGGGCUACCACACUUGCAUAUUUGCCUACGGCCAGACUGGUUCUGGAAAGUCUUACACAAUGAUGGGGACGCCCGAUAAGCCGGGCCUCAUCCCCCGAACAUGCGAGGACCUCUUUGAGCGUAUCGAAGCAGCGCAGAACGAAACGCCCAACAUAUCUUACCACGUGCGCGCGUCUUACUUUGAGGUCUACAACGAGCAUGUGCGCGAUCUGUUGGUCCCAGUGGUUCCGAACCAAGCGCCAUACUACCUGAAAAUCCGCGAGUCUCCAACAGAAGGCCCCUACGUCAAAGACCUGACUGAGGUGCCGGUUAGGAACAUCAACGAGAUCCUGCGAUACAUGAUGAAGGGAGAUGCGUCGCGGACGACGGCCAGCACCAAGAUGAACGACACGAGUAGCCGAAGCCAUGCCGUAUUCACCAUCAUGUUGAAGCAGAUUCAUCAUGACAUGGAGACGGACGAGACAACAGAACGCAGUUCAAGAAUUCGGCUUGUGGACUUGGCCGGAAGCGAGAGGGCAAAAUCGACUGAAGCUACAGGACAGAGACUCAGGGAGGGAAGCAACAUCAACAAGUCGCUUACAACAUUGGGGAGAGUCAUUGCCGCCUUGGCGGAUCCCAAGCCACGUCGAGCAAGCGGCAAACGUAGCAAAGACGUCGUUCCAUACCGAGACUCUAUCUUAACCUGGCUUCUCAAAGACUCACUGGGUGGCAACAGCAAAACCGCCAUGAUUGCAUGUAUAGCGCCAUCCGACUACGAGGAGACCCUUUCGACCCUUCGAUACGCGGACCAGGCCAAGCGGAUUCGCACACGCGCCGUGGUCAACCAGGACCAGAUCUCGACAGCAGAGCGAGAUGCGCAGAUCGCCGCCAUGGCCGAGGAAAUCCGCGUGCUUCAACUGUCGGUUGCCGACACGCGGCGACGGGAAAGAGACCAGAAAGAAAGCGAGGAGCGGCUCGAGGAGUACCAGAACAGCGUUGUGGCCAUGCAGCGGCUGAUGGAGGAGCGCAGUAUGGUGUCCGAAGGCAAGAUUCGUAGCUUGCAGACUGAGAAUGAAGCGCUGCGGCUACAUCUGAAGCUCGCGCUUGAGAGCCUCAAGAAUCCGAUUCCCGAGGUGGUUGUUAACACUAAGCCGGCAAGAGAAGGGGACGAGACGGAUAAGGAGAAUAUGAACCCUGACGGAGGGAAGGAUGGGGAGUUGGUCGACGAGGCCUACUUUGAUGAGGAUGGCGAAUAUUCGUCUGAGGUGUAUGAGGAGAAGGCGAAUGAUAUGCAGGACUACAUGUAUGAUUUGCUGAAGGACCUGUCAUUGUUUAGACGGAAGAUUAGUGAUGACAAGGACCGGUUUCUGGAAGAGAACUCGAGGAACCCGCUGGGUGUUCGAGUCAACGUCUAA
Molecule: messenger RNA, 3645 nt
Organism: Pseudomassariella vexata
Lineage: Eukaryota; Fungi; Ascomycota; Sordariomycetes; Amphisphaeriales; Pseudomassariaceae
Product: P-loop containing nucleoside triphosphate hydrolase protein
Exons: 4
Coding region: 1-3645 (1214 amino acids)
Biological process (GO): microtubule-based movement; mitotic spindle organization
Molecular function (GO): microtubule binding; peptidase activity; microtubule motor activity
Source: RefSeq, a predicted model, not a curated record